Molecule: messenger RNA, 1690 nt
Organism: Orbicella faveolata
Lineage: Eukaryota; Metazoa; Cnidaria; Anthozoa; Scleractinia; Merulinidae
Product: F-actin-capping protein subunit alpha-2-like
Biological process (GO): actin cytoskeleton organization; barbed-end actin filament capping
Cellular component (GO): F-actin capping protein complex; cortical cytoskeleton
Molecular function (GO): actin filament binding
Source: RefSeq, a predicted model, not a curated record
ACAUUGGAUUGCUUUUGCAGCCAUCUUGAACUUCGAGUUGUUCUUUACUAUAUAAAAUACUUCUGUGGGAAAUGGGCGAUUACGAAGAACCCAUAUCAGAUAAAGAGAAGGCGAAGAUAGCUUCUAAUUUUAUCAAACACGCCCCACCUGGAGAAUUCAACGAAGUGUUCAACGACGUUCGCAUUUUGUUGAAUAAUGACCAGCUGCUGAAGGAGGAAGCUGCAGGUGCGUUCUCUGAUUACAACAAAGAACAGUUCACUCCAGUAAAACUUGAAGGUGCAGAUGAACAAGUGUUAGUGACCAGGCAUGGUGAACUUGCUGAUGGGAGGUUUUUUGAUCCCAGAAGUAAAAAGAGCUUUCAAUAUGACCACCUACGGAAGGAAGCAAGUGACCCUGGUGAACAUGAAUCUAAUUCAACAGCUGAAGCUUGGAGGGAGGCUAUUCAAGACUGUGUAACAGGAUAUGUUAGAGACCACUACCCCCAUGGAGUUUGCACAGUUUAUGGAAGUAGCUCUGGUGGGACAGUCACAGUGAUUGCUUGUAUAGAGGAUCAUCAGUUUCAACCUCAAAAUUUUUGGAAUGGCAGAUGGCGCUCAGAGUGGUCUGUGUCAUUUCAGCCCUCGGGAGGAAAUGUAGAGGUCACAGGAGUCCUCAAAGUACAGGUUCACUAUUAUGAAGAUGGAAAUGUUCAGCUUGUCACAUCCAAAGAGGUGAAAGAAAACCUGAAAAUUACCAGUGAAGCUGGCACAGCCAAGCAUUUUUUGCAGAUCAUAGACAAUGCAGAAAGUGACUACCAGAAAGCACUUUCAGAAAAUUACAGCACUAUGUCAGAUACAACAUUCAAGGCAUUACGAAGGCAACUACCCAUUACACGUACUAAAGUUGACUGGAACAAGAUUCUCAACUACAAGAUUGGACAAGAACUUAAAAGCUCCUAAUUUGUAGGGUUAUUUAAGAUGAAAAGGCCCUUUAGAAGUUUUUUUUAUAUAUAUAUACCCAUAUAGGUUAGGGCUUUUUAUGACAGUACAAUUCUAUGCAGUGAUUGCUUUCGUGGAAUCUGAAGUGUAGAUUAGCUUUGUGACUGAUAAAUAUUGAAUUAGUGAUUGACUUGUAUUGAUUUGUUUGAGUUUGUGCGCUAAACAUGUGAGACAAACCCUUAUUUUUUUCUCCCUAGACUGGGGUAUCAGGUGAUUCUUAUAAGAUAAUUUAAAAGGAAGAAGAAAAUAUGAGCUGUUGAGUAUGUACAAACAGUUAACACAGGUAAUAAAAGUUGUUAAAAAAGGGAUUUUCAUUCAUAUUUUCAUGUGUCCCUAAAGGGAUGGAUUAUUGAUAAAAGAGUGAGUCAGCUUAUACUAUUUAAUGUUGUGGAUCUUCCAAAGGUUUAAUACGGAAUAAUAACAGACAACGACGAAGGAGUUCUAAGAAUGAGAGUGUUGUGUCGUUGUAUUUGUUCUUGAAUAUCUUAAACUCUCUACUGAUCACCAUCAUGAAUUUUUGGUUUUGCAAGCAGCUUUAAGGAUGAGGAAAUUAGUUUCUGUGUAUGCCACAGAAUAAGUGGAUGAUUACGUCCUGCAUGGUAUGGAUUUCCUCAUUACGAGUUACCUGUCAAAUUAAUUUCAUUUCACGUUAGUUUUAUAUCUGUAGAAUUAUCUUUCUAAAUUUAAAGCCAAUUAAAUAAGUUUUUGUGAAA